UAGAAAAAAUAUAAAUAGGGUAGAGGUAGCAUUUGUGGCCACUGCUCCAUUUUUGGACAUUUAAUCCUUUAUUUUAAUUAAUGAAAAAGUGUGAAAUAAAAUUUUCAUUUCAGUGGUGGGAUAGAAGUAUCUUUAAACAUAUUUACAAAAUUGAUUAUGUUACUGCGUCUUUUACAAAUUAUUUUAUUUGAAUUUUUCAAGUGUCUAAAACAGGCCCUAAAGUGACCAAAAACGGUGCCUCUACCCUAUAUUGGUACUGUAGCUUAUAAAAAAAAGUUAAGGUAAAAGUCCUAUCACCUGAUUAGGGAACUAGUACCCGAUCAAGUAGGAACUAGUACCCAAAUCAAUAUUUAAAAAGAUAUAUGAACUUUAACUAAGUAAAAUUGGGGAUUCGAUUGGAAGACGUCGGACGUGACACAUGCGUGCUACAUUCAAGUGCAAUGAAAAGCGAAUAGAUAAUUAAUCAAAACACACAUAUCUACAAGAUAUAAAGAGCGCCUUUCAUAGCAUCUAAUUCUUUAGUGAAAACGAGUUAUUUCAACAGAAAUAAUUUAUUGAAACGUUAAGUCGCGCAAAAUGCAAGACUAUAACCUAGAAAACAAUCCAAUGACCGCAACAACACCAAACGGCCAGGAUUCUAGAAGCAGGAAAAGAACGAGCUUACAGAGCCAUCUAGACGCCACAGAAAUUAAGAUAAAUAAAUCUGAGAACAGAUACACGAACGCAAGCAAAGCUCCCUUCACCGUACUAAUUACCUACUCUAAUGGUAAGGAAGACCAAAAUGAAACAAAGAAAAAAAACAUUGGAAACUUACAUCCAAUGGACGUUGGCAGAGCUUUAAGAAACAAAGACUCCGCUAUUAAAAGAAUUGACAGGAAAGGGGCCAAUCUAAUUCAAGUAACGUAUGACAACCCCUUAGAAGCAAAUAAUCUUGUGGAAUAUCAAGAGACAUGGCUACCAGAAAACUGGAUAGCGUACAUCCCUGAUUACAAAACCACAAGAAUCGGAGUAGGGAAAGGUAUAAAAACCACUCUCACAGAAAAACUAAUUAGAGAAGGUUUAAGCUGGGACCAUCAUCCCAUAGAGAUUAUUAAAAUGGAAAGAUUCACAAGACCUCCACCAAGAAAUUGCCCACUAAAUAACUCUGAAAGAACUCCUACCGAAACGAUCAAAUUUGUCUUCAAGGGAGAAAGACUCCCCACCCAACUUAAGAUAUUCAAAACGAUAAUAAAAAUCGUCCCAUUCGAACCAAGAAUAAAACAGUGUCGCAAAUGCCAAAGACUAGGCCACCUAGAAAAACAAUGCCGUGGCAAAAAAAGAUGCCCAAUUUGCGCUGAAGAACACGGCGAAGAAGACUGCGACAAAGCCAAGAUCCACUGUGCCAAUUGCAGAGAACAACAUAAAGCAACCGAUCAAAACUGCAGAUCAAAAAUUUACACUAGAAUAACAAACAAAAUUAGUGCUCAUCUGAACAUCGACAGAAAAGAAGCGCAAAAAAUAAUAAAAAGAGAAGGGCUGAUCACCCUAGAAGAGACAAGCAAAUGGCUAAAAAGACAACCAAGAGGAGAAGACAAUUGGAUUUUUCCAAACAACCAUACAAUAGCAGCCUGGCUCCCACCAACAUGGAGCAAUUCAAAUUUCCAAGGCAGCAAUGGGAAAAUUCAACAAAGAUCCAAGCCUCAGAACAACUCAAAGAGGAAUUUUGAGACCAGAAGGAAAAUUAGAAAGAUCGAAAAGACAACAGAUGACAACGAACCUCCCGAUUUCUCCUCUCCAGAAUCCUGGACAGAGGAAAGCAGCAAUCAAGAGGAGGAAGCAUCAGAAAAACAAACACAAUAUUACACAAAUACUCAACAAACACCAAUCUUGGUACUAACAACGAACGGAGUAGAAGAAACAAACUUCGUAGCUGUGGAACUCAACCAAUUCACACAAGAUCAAAUCACAGCAUUUGACAGCACCAACAAUCAACUCAUGAACCAAGACAAACAAGAAGCACUAAGCGUCUUGUCAACUGAAAUUUCUCAAACCCAAAAGAUCAAUGAAAUUCCAAAUUCAAUAGUGGGAGAUUACCACUCCCAUCCUACUGAAACUAUAGCACAAUGA
Molecule: messenger RNA, 2106 nt
Organism: Microplitis mediator
Lineage: Eukaryota; Metazoa; Arthropoda; Insecta; Hymenoptera; Braconidae
Exons: 1
Coding region: 577-2106 (509 amino acids)
Source: RefSeq, a predicted model, not a curated record